ACUGCUGCCCUACAGUAUGGCGUCUGCACGAAACUCAAAUGAUAACAGUACGCGUCAUCAGUAAAUUGCAACCAUUUUCUUAUUGUUGUAAAUGAAUCAGUUUGAAGUGCAAUAUGAAUCUGUAUACGCGCUAUGCCUUUGUGUUUCUUUUUUCGAUAUCGACCACUGUCGGAGGUGAUUUUGACCCGUUCAUGGAUGCCGAGUUGUUCAAGAUUAUCUGGCCAGGCUCAUCGGAAAUUGAUAUAGAAAAGACAGUUGAUGAAAGCCGGGUGGUUGUGAUGACCACGAACAAGGAGAGGUAUCAGUGCAUCCUGCCGGAGUCACAUGACAAGAGAGAUAGCUCCAAAGCAGACUAUGGAGGGCAGACAGCAGAUGAACUGAUGAACAUUCUUUUUACUCAAACCACAUGUUCAUACAGGAUUGAGAGUUACUGGACAUACGAACUGUGCCAUGGCAAACACCUGCGGCAAUAUCAUGAAACAAAAGACGUUGGGCAGAAACCAAAGGUUCAAGAAUACUUUCUUGGUUAUGGAAAACAAGACAAAAAUGAAGAUUCAGAAUCAUCAAAUAUAAAAAUCCGGAAAGUAGAAGGUAUUUCUCUCCCCUAUUAUGAAGUAAACAUGACGGAUGGAACGGCUUGUGAUCUGACACAAGAGCCUCGGAGGACACGCAUCUUGUAUGUGUGUCAACCAGACGGCCACGGGGAAAUCUACGAGUUCAAGGAGACGUCAACAUGUGAAUAUGAGAUGAUGGUGUUGACAUCCGUCCUGUGUGGACACCCAGACUUCAGACCCAAGAAUGCGCCUGUUGGGGAAAUACAGUGCCAUGCCCUUGAUGGAUCCCCUGCCAAGCCAACACAGUUAAAGAGAAUGGAGAAAACUGUAGUCCACACCAGGACACCCUCUCCAGAGCCCACUCCUCAGCCAACUCCACAGGCAGUGCCGGACAACGUCGCCACCAAGGUACCCCCACAGUAUGUAGAGCAGCACAACCUGGGCUCCACCACCGACAAACAGCUUCUGCGAGAGUUCCUGACUGGAGAAUAUUGUCUUAAAGGGGGACAGGGAUGGUGGAAAUACGAGUUUUGUUAUGGCAUAUAUGCAAGACAAUUUCAUGAUGAUUCCCAGGGAAGAACGGUUAUCAAUUUAGGUGUCUGGAAGGAAGCAGCCCAUUUACAGUGGUUGCAGCAAAAUACUCAAAAAAGACCACGAGAAAUAGGAAAGAGAAAAUUUAUAUCCCUGUUCUACAGUGAUGGAGAUAUAUGUGAUAUUACAGGCAAACCAAGGACAGUAGAAGUCAAAUUGAAAUGUGUGGUGAACACCAACCACCCCCACUCGGUGGGCAUCUAUCUCAUGGAGCCCUCCACAUGUUCAUACAUCCUGGGGAUUGAGUCUCCCAUUUUCUGUUCAUUAUUGGACAAGGCAGAUGAUAAUGGAAUACUGAGGAGUAUUGAGACAUGAUAAUUUUAAGUUGUUUGGGAAAAAGGUGUCUUAUGUUAAAAACAAUAAAGUUACAGCUGUUUCACAAAUGCAACAAUCUGGAAUUAAAUUGCAUUGUUGAGUUUCUCCAGGAGGUAAUACAUAGAUCUUUAUAUCUAAUGUUUAUGCAGAGGUCCAGAUAGGAAAUUGGCUUCUAACUGAAUUAAUUUAAUUUAAUUUACAACUAAAAGCCAUUAUUAAAAACCACAUCACACCCAUAUUGAGGUAUACCUGUCUGUUCAGAGUUGUAUGUCAGGAAGCUAUUAUCGUAGGUGCAGAUCCCCGAUUCACAGGCAGUAUGACCCUUGGUGUGCCAGUACAGUCCCCACGCUGGCAAGCCAUGACAAGUUGAAAUGGUGUUGUAGACGCAUUAGUUCCCACUCUUCCACUUCAUGUAUGUGUCGGCAUAGUUAAACAGGAUCGUGGAGUUAUAGGCCUUAUUUUGUAAUAUUUGAUGUUUUUUGUUCCAUCAACAUAUCACAUUAAUGCAGGUAGUUGUUGUUGCUUAGAGAUAUAUGAAAUUAAGAUAGUUAAAUACAGGUCCCUUUCACUGAAGUAAUGUUGUCUUGGGGCAAACAAUUUUGUCUUCAACACUUCUGUUUUUGUGAUUUGAUAUUGUGAUAUGUCUGUUGCCUUAUUCUUCAGCAACAAGAGAAUUGUUAAAUGCCUUUACGGCAUAUUCAGAUGAUCAAGACAACAUGUUUUCUCUCAAGCUGUCGUGUGCAAAGAUUGACAGCAUGCAUCAGACAGUAAGACUAAUACAUCACAAUGCAGAGGAGCACGUUUUAUGGAAGACAGCUUCUCUAUUGCAAUAGAUGCGACAUUUCAGUGUAGAUCCUGACACUGUUAUCAAGUGAUACACAACAUUGAUGAUGAUGAUUUGGAGAUGUAACAUGCGCUUUCCGACUUAAUGCAUUCUUCGCACAGUACACAGCAUUAUGCACAAGGAGAAUAUAUACAUAAAGGGUAUUUGAGUUUAUACAAUUGAAGAGGUUGAUGUACGGUAUGUUGAUAUUACCGACGCUUGUUGUGAUUACACAUAAUGAUUGUACCAGAUGGAGUAAAGAAGUUGUCUAUCUAUUAAGAAGUGUUCCUCUUCAUCAUGCCAGCUUCUAAAUGUCACUUAAAGACGUAACACAAAGCAGCACAAAACUGUCUGGAGAUUGCAAUAGUCUUCACCCUGGCAUCUAUUCAGUAUUAAAACUUACAGAAUCCUCUGGUUCUUGAUAUUUUCUUCCAUAAUAGAGAAUCAUGGACCACGUAAAUAUUGAACUUUCAGAAAUAGGGACACCUUCAUCAUAAUACAAACAGCCUCACGGACACAAGUAUAACAUGAAUGAAAUAAUCACCUGCUUCCACAAAAUCGUUUUUAUCUGCCCUCGCAAUGCAUUUGUGCACAAGUUUUUAGAAAUACAAUUUAAUUUGAACUUUCAUUUACAAAAUAUGUGUUUUCAGGCUUAAUUGCAUUUAUUUGGAAUUGCAUCAAUGGUCUUGAGCAAUUAUAAUUAAGUACUCUUUGAAUUUUGUUUUGACAAAUAUUUAUUUGUUUCAAUGUUUGAAAACUUAUCGUCAGAAGAGGGAACACUCUACUGUUUAAUGUUUUCAGCAAAGGAGUUGAAAUAUUGCAAUGAUCUGUGUCCAAAUCCAGAGAUGACGGUGGGGUAGCCCAGAGACGGUGGGGUAGCCUAGUGGUUAAAGCGUUGGCUCGUCACACUGAAGACCCGGGUUCGAAUCCCCACAUGGGUACAAUGUGUGAAGCCCAUUUCUGGUGUCCCCCGCCGUGAUGUUGCUGGAAUAUUGCUAAAAGCGGCGUAAAACCAAACUCAGUCAGUCAGUCAGUCAAGAUGGCGGUAUUGUUGUUGCUAGUUCCCUUGUCACUCACUCACUCUCUCGUUCAUUCACAAAUGUCCUUCAUGUUAGUGGUGUUGAGGGAAGAACAUUGUACUUAUCAUUCUGCAUUUAGUCGACCUCAGAUAAAUCACAGUAUUUACAUAGGUCCACACUACAAUGUUUGAAAGUCAUUGCCUAUUGAGAGCCAGGUCAUUACCACAGAAUGUAGAGUGUUAUCAGAACAAUGAACCAAUGCCAGAAACCUGGCGCUUGAGCCAAUAAAUACUGUAAAGAGAUCACCAUGAGGACCUAUUUUUAAGCUCCAAACAUCAAUGCAUUGUCUGCUUGCUCAAUACACCAUCAACUGUUGUUUCAUACAAGUUUCAAAUCAUGUUCAGUUGGCACUGUUUGAUAAUGGGCCAGUUCUCACAUUUCUCAUUCACGGUGAAAUUAUGUCAUAAACAGUUUUGGAAUGACUUCAGUACAGGUUAUCACCUUUGUGUUUCCAUAUUGUAAAUAUGAGUAAAAACAUACGUAGCCAGUGCCCAUAGGCUUGCAUAUUAAAGUAUUUAUUCCAAAUAUUUAUUUACAGUAUCAAGACACAAUCGGCUAAUAAGGUGAAAAAAGCUAUUGAACUCAGUUUUUUUUUAUCUCCUGUGUGCCAUCAACAUCGAAAAAAUCAACUAUAAACUGGACAAGUGAGGCUUGAAUGAACAUGAACAGUUACAAUUUUCUGUAAUGCUGUCCCGGUUCAAAUCCCAAUGCUUGGACUGUCCACAACGUACACAGCUAAUGGUUUUACCAAAGUAAAAAUCAUCUACAAACUCACUUUGAGUUUUUCCCACUCUAGUUUGAUGACCCAUCUUGAUUUAACUGAGAUAUGGUUGAAUGUGAUGUAAUCCACACUCAUACAGGUGAAUAUUUUGAGUAAAAUUGAGGGAAGACUUCCUUCAAAAACUUAAUUUCAAUGAUGUACUAGCUUCUUUCAAACAGUAAAAACCAAACUGAAAUAAGUCACUAAACAUUGGUAGCUGGACAUUUCGAAUGUAGAAUUUAGGUUGUAUGCAAACUGUACUGUGAGUAACAUUCUUGGGAAGGAGUCCUUUAGGGUACUGACAUGCAGACAGGUGUUCCACAGGGCUGGAUUUCAAAAGUAAAUCUGCAGUUAUUUACAUAGUAUUUCCAUUUUUUCUUCGAGUGAGGGUUGAAAUGUAAACAGUAGUAAUGUUAAAUGUUCAUCAUCAUACCAGAUGAAAAAAGAAUAAUUACGGAUUAAUUUAUUUCAAUGAGAAUACAUAUACAAAUAUUUUUCUAUUUAGCUAGUCAGGUGUUGGAGAUAAUUUAAACACAAAAAUACAAUGGAUGAGAGUAUGUAUGUUCAGAAAAUUGCAACUUGGUGCAUGAAAUAUUUGAUAUGUAUGUUUUUGAGAUGUCCGCUGUAUUGUGUUAUGAGCUCGAUCUCACAGCUUAUAUUUCCAUGUACAAAGUGUACAUAUACUAGUAGUCACUGGCUUAUGUAAAUACAGCUGACAAUGUUCUAUGCAGUAAAAACAUUUUAUGAUUA
Messenger RNA from Haliotis rubra (blacklip abalone), 4872 nucleotides. RefSeq names its product endoplasmic reticulum lectin 1-like. The record is from RefSeq and is a predicted model, not a curated record. The coding region runs from base 114 to 1460 and encodes 448 amino acids. Gene Ontology annotation, biological process: endoplasmic reticulum unfolded protein response; retrograde protein transport, ER to cytosol. The transcript has 14 exons. Gene Ontology annotation, cellular component: endoplasmic reticulum lumen. Lineage: Eukaryota; Metazoa; Mollusca; Gastropoda; Lepetellida; Haliotidae.